Molecule: messenger RNA, 3471 nt
Organism: Carassius gibelio (silver crucian carp)
Lineage: Eukaryota; Metazoa; Chordata; Actinopteri; Cypriniformes; Cyprinidae
Product: gastrula zinc finger protein XlCGF7.1-like
Exons: 5
Coding region: 663-1502 (279 amino acids)
Biological process (GO): regulation of DNA-templated transcription
Molecular function (GO): DNA-binding transcription factor activity, RNA polymerase II-specific; RNA polymerase II cis-regulatory region sequence-specific DNA binding
Source: RefSeq, a predicted model, not a curated record
AAUCAUUUAAGGUUUAAAUGGACACAACGUGUUAAUUAUACAUUGUUGUUUUCCAAAGUGUUUUAAAGUUAAUUCAUUCUUAUUAAAUGCUACAUUGGAAUACUUUAUCUAACAUGAACGUAAUUUGUGUGAGGAAAGUGUAUCAACACCAGUGACAGAAAGGGUGUCUCAUUUCACUCUCUGUGAAGCAGACUAUUAUAAACAAGACUUCAUUCAGUCAUAGGAGGUUUUUUUCCCCGAAACUGCUGCUCAAAACAACAACAACAGACAGUUAAUUAACUUUAAACAAUAAGUUUUUUGUGUUUGUGUGUAAAGUGUAAUUUUUUAUGUAAUGUAGUAAUAGAUAACACUAAUUGAAACUAAACAUGAAGAGCCAGCUGUAAUCUGUAUUCUUCGAUUUAUUUGCUAAAUUAUUAUUUGUUGUUAAAAUGGUUUUGUUUUUGGCUAAUCAGGCCAUUUGAGGCAGUUAACCAUCACUAUGACUGACUCCCUUACAAGUGUGCUGACUACUGCACAAGGGAACUGAUUGAGACACCCAGAGAUUUAGUUCACAUUUAUUUUUUUCUCUGAUAAUUAUUCUUAUCUUAAACAGCAUCCAAACACACACACAGAACAAACUCCUGGGGAAUCAAUUGAGAUCCAUGUGACACAAUAUUAUAAAGAUGGUGUUUAUUAAAAAGGAGAGAAAAGACAUGAAAACUGGAGAAGAAUACGGAGUUAAAUAUCGAGAUAUUGGGCAACAAACUGAGAUGAAAUUUAUUAAAGAAGAGAGUGAAGAUAUGAAAACUGAAGAAACAUUCAGAGUUCAACAUCAAGAUACUGGGCAACAAACAAAGAUGGUGUUUAUUAAAGAGGAUAAUGAAGACAUGAAGAUCAAAGAAACAUUCAGAGUCAAACAUGAAGAUACGGAGUUGAAAACAGAUCUGAUACCACUGAAAGAGGAGCAUCAGCAACUGAAUGAAAUGGAAGAUAAUUGUAAGAUACCUCACAAUUUCACUGGAGAACAUUUGUUUAAUUGCUCACAGACUAAAAAGACUUAUUCACAAAAAAGAGCUCAAAAGACAGGAGUACAAAGUCAUUUCACCUGUCAACAAUGUGGAAAGAGUUUCACUACAAAAGGAAACCUAGAUGCCCAUAUGAGAAUUCACACUGGAGAAAAGCCUUACACCUGCCAACAAUGUAGUAAGAGUUUCACUACAAAAGGAAAUCUUGACAUUCAUAUGAGAAUUCACACGGGGGAAAAGCCUUACACCUGCAAACAAUGUGAAAAGAGUUUCACUACAAAAGGAAAUCUUGACGCCCAUAUGCGAAUUCACACGGGGGAAAAGCCUUACAACUGCCAACAAUGUGGAAAGAAUUUCACUAAAAAAGGAAAUCUGGAUUCCCAUGUGAGAAUUCACACUGGAGAAAAGCCUCACACCUGUAAACAGUGUGGAAAGAGUUUCACUAAAAAAGGGAACCUUGACCACCAUAUGAAAAUUCACACAAGAAAGAAGCCUUAAAGAGAUAUUCCACCCCAAAAUGAAAAUGGUCAUUAAUCACUUACCAUCAUGUCAUUCCAAACCCAUAAACACUUUGUUCAAUAAUUCCACUAGUCUGUGUCUCUCCACAUCAGUGUAGCACCAUUUUGGAGAAUAUGAGCUGAACACAAACUGCAUACACUCUUCUGUGUCAGCCACACUGCACUAAUGGACUGUUUUCUUACAAAUCAAAGCAAAUAGAUGCAGAAAACAUAUCCUUGUGGCAUGGCUGACACAGAAGAGCGUACACCGUUUGCGUUCAGAUCAUACUGUCCAAAAUGGCGCUAUGGUGAUGUGGAGAGACAGAGGAGAGGGGAAAUGUUGAAUAAAGUCAUUAGUUUGUUUUCUUCGUGUACAAAAAGUAUUCCUGUCGUUUCAUAAUGUUACGGUUGAACCACUGAUGGCAGAUGGACUAUUCUUAACAUGCUUUUCUGGACCUUGACAGUGUAUUUUACUUGGGAGUCUAUGGGACAGUCACAAGCCUCCCGAUUUAUAUCCAAAAUAUCUUAAAUUGUGUUCUGAAGACAAACAAAGCUUUUACAGUUUUGGAACGACAUGGGGGUAAGUGAUUAGUAACAAAAUAUUCACUUUUGGGUAGAGUAUCCCUUUAACACAUUGGUCUUGCAAUCAAAUUCUGGAUGGCCACAGUGCUGCAUAGUAAAGCUCCAACACUAAUCAAAUACACCUGCUCCAUCUAAUAAAGCUCUUCAGGAUACUAGAAACUUUCAAGCAGGUGUGAAUUAGAGUUAUACUAUUGCUGUGUCCCAAACUGAAGUGCGUGGACUCCGAAGUGAGAAUGUGAAGUGCGAUUGUCACAGUGCCAUGACGCAAGCUGUCCCAAAGUCAGAUGGCACACUCUGAAGACCGCAUUCCAAGGCUGAUUGCGUCACCGCGGCGUGAAGUAGGCUGAUGAAUUGCAAAAGCAACUUAAAUGCGCCCUUCAUUUCCUAGGAAGAUGGAAGUGUACAUCUGAUGACAACGGUUGUUACAUUCAAAGAGCACGGAAGUACAAUUCUGGAGAAAGUGAGUCUGCUGGGGAAGGACUUAUAGAAAGAUUGCAAGUGUCCUGGGACAGGUUUCUUGCCACUGGGGACUCAUUCAGGACCAUAGCAUCCAGCGACAGGGUUGGUGUCUCCACGGUGUGCCAGAUUGUCCCCCAGGUAGUGAGUGCUAUCUGGGACUGCCUUGUGGAAGACUACAUGGCUGUGCCCACCACUGAUGACUGGAGGUCCAUCGCAGAGGGUUUCCAGGAGCAGUGGAACUUCCCUCUGUGCUGUGGAACGGUGGAUGGGAAGCAUGUGGUGAUGAAGGCACCCCCCAACACAGGAUCCCAGUUCCACAAUUACAAGGGAACCUUCUCCAUUGUUCUCCUUGCAGUUGUAGAUGCGAAGUAUCGCUUCCGGGUGAUCGAUGUUGGGGGGUACAGUAGGACCAGUGACAAGUCAAGUCGUUCAGUCCAUCACUCAUUAAGCCAUUUACAAAAACAAGCCCAAGGAAAGAGACAGGGGUAUGAAGAAGAGGCGCUCGGAAAUCCUCACUGAUACACCAGUGAAGCUGGCAUUGGAAGAGGAGAAGCAUCAAAACGGGAAAAACGUCAGAAAAAAAAUCUUGGGGAGUGAGAAAAGCGAAAACAAGAAGGUAAAAAAAACCUGCCGGGAAAAGGGUGAAGGCUGAUAACUCAUCUUCAGAAGAGGAAAAUUUCUGUAUCAUCUGCAUGGAACCAUUCAGAAAUUCAAGAUCCAAAGAAGUGUGGGUCAGGUGUGUUUUAUGUAGCUUUUGGGCCCACCAGGCAUGCACUCCAGGCCUGACCAAUUCAAUUCUGAUUAUUUGUUUGUCCUUGUCAUCAUAGUGACUGAUAAAGAAUGCAUUUUAUUUGUUCAUUCUGUGGAGUGGGGAUAAAUGUUUAUGUUCAUUUGCUCUCACUCACACACACACACACACACCCAUAUGA